Brassica rapa (field mustard) is the source of this 7385-nucleotide messenger RNA. Its product is annotated as protein NRT1/ PTR FAMILY 4.3. Gene Ontology annotation, molecular function: transmembrane transporter activity. Gene Ontology annotation, cellular component: membrane. The record is from RefSeq and is a predicted model, not a curated record. Gene Ontology annotation, biological process: oligopeptide transport; transmembrane transport. Lineage: Eukaryota; Viridiplantae; Streptophyta; Magnoliopsida; Brassicales; Brassicaceae.
CUAAGCAUCCCGUAUGCCCAUCAGCUUCACAAAUACACACAUAUAUAUUUUAUAACAUUCCGAAAUUCAACUGAUCAAUGGAAUAUUUGUGGUGGGAUAGAGAUCCACGUCUUUUGAAGAAAGUGCGUGUGGGGUUAACUGAGAGACGCAUGGCUUUUUCGUUUCUGCCUAGAAUCUACAUUUAGUUUUAUAUGUAAGGCCAAAAAGUCAACGAGUUUGGCUCCCUCUCUUUAUCUCUACUUAUAAAUUGAAGGGCCAAUCACAUUUAUAUUUGUCCUAAAAAAACUAAAAACAAACCAAUCUCUCUCGCUCUCUCUCUAGCAUAGCUAAAGAAGAGAUUUAGAGAGAAAAACUUUUGAUUGUCUGCGAGAUUUGUUAGGGAUGGAAAAGGGAAACAAAGAAAGUAAGAAAUGGGCACAAGAGGAGGUUAGUAAUGAAAUAAACAAUAGGGAAUUGGCUGAAGAAGAAAGUGUUGAUUGGAGAGGAAGACCUUCCAACCCUAGCAAGCAUGGUGGAAUGAGAGCUGCUCUCUUUGUUCUUGGAUUACAAGCCUUUGAAAUAAUGGGGAUAGCAGCAGUAGGGAACAACCUCAUAACAUAUGUGAUCAACGAAAUGCAUUUCCCCUUGUCUAAAGCGGCCAAUAGUGUCACCAACUUUGUUGGUACCAUCUUUAUAUUUUCUCUCCUCGGUGGUUACCUCUCCGACGCUUUCCUCGGCAGCUUCUGGACCAUCCUCAUCUUUGGCUUCGUCGAGCUUUCUGGUUUUAUACUACUAUCAGUCCAAGCACAUUUAUCUCAACUGAAGCCACCAAAGUGUAACCCACUGAUAAACCAGAGCUCAUGUGAAGAGGCAAAAGGUUUCAAGGCAAUAAUUUUCUUCACGGCACUCUACCUGGUGGCUUUAGGAAGUGGCUGUGUGAAACCAAACAUGAUAGCUCAUGGUGCGGACCAGUUCUCUCAUCAAUCGCAUCCUAAACAAUCUAAAAGACUCUCAUCUUACUUCAACGCCGCAUAUUUCGCCUUCUCCAUUGGGGAGCUUAUCGCACUCAGUCUCCUGGUUUGGAUUCAAACUCAUUCUGGCAUGGACGUUGGAUUUGGAGUCUCUGCUGCAGCCAUGACUAUGGGCCUCAUUAGCUUAGUAUCCGGUACAAUGUAUUUUCGUAACAAACGUCCACGUCGAAGCAUCUUCACUCCUAUUGCCCAAGUUGUUGUGGCUGCCAUACUAAAAAGAAAGCUUGCGUCUCCCGCUGACCCAAAAAUGCUUAAUGGAGGCCAUCGUGUACCAAACGACGUCGUAGAUUCCUCCACUUUACCAUACACUCCUCGCCUCAGGUUCUUGGACAAGGCAUGCACCAAAAUCCAAGACACAAAUACAAAGGAAAGUCCAUGGAGGCUUUGCACGGUAAACCAAGUAGAGCAGGUCAAAACCCUAAUUUCACUUGUCCCAGUCUUCGCAAGCACCAUCGUCUUUAACACCAUCUUAGCUCAGCUUCAAACAUUUUCGGUACAACAAGGAAGUUCCAUGAACACUCGUCUGUCAAAUUCCUUCCACAUUCCUCCGGCUUCACUCCAAGCAAUCCCUUACAUAAUGCUCAUCUUCCUUGUCCCUCUCUAUGACUCUCUGUUCGUUCCUUUUGCGCGUAAGCUGACGGGACAUAGCUCAGGCAUUCCUCCAUUGACUCGGAUAGGAGUUGGACUGUUCCUCUCCACUUUCUCCAUGGUUUCAGCUGCCUUGCUUGAAAAGAAACGAAGAGACUCUUCGGUUCUUGACGGCAGAAUCUUGAGUAUCUUCUGGAUCACGCCACAGUUCUUGAUCUUUGGGAUCUCCGAGAUGUUUACUGCCGUUGGAUUAAUCGAGUUCUUUUACAAACAAACUAUAAUGGGCAUGGAGUCAUUCUUGAUGUCUUUGACUUACUGUUCGUAUUCCUUUGGUUUUUACUUUAGCUCGCUGCUCGUUUCGAUCGUAAAUAAGAUUACUUCCACGUCUGCUGACUCCAAAGGGUGGCUCAGGGAGAACGAUCUGAACAAGGACAGACUCGAUCUGUUUUAUUGGCUUUUAGCGGUUCUUAGUCUACUGAACUUUAUUAGCUAUCUCUUUUGGUCUCGUUGGAACAUUAAGUCUUUGAGAAACAACAACUCUAAUGUGGUGGGAGAUGAGAAAAUUUAGCUUAAUGCAUAAUGUGUAGUGCAAUACAUAUCAUAUCACCUUAACAUAUCCAGCAUAUAAUUAAUAUGAAUACAUUAUUAUGUUAAUCCUUUGCUUUUGUAGUCCACCUCUCUCCUUGUACUCUUUUUUUCUAGAAGCUGAAUAUGACAUUGCCUCCUCUUUGUUUUCCAUAACAUGUUUUAUACAUGUUAGAUUAUUAUGUUAAAUAGAAAUCCAAAACAACUUUUAGGAUUAAAGUUAUUCAUAUUUAAUUAAAUCGAGUUUGGUAACACCAUAUAAGUGCUUAAAAUUAGUCGUUAACAUGAUUUUUUUACCGAAAGGUAGAAGAUCAUAUUUAAAAUUUACACUGUUACUCUUAUGAAUGCCGUUAAAAAAACAACCUCUUAUGAAUAAAUAAGAAAUUAGAAAAGCAGGAUAUAUCUAUUUUCUCUCACUGACAUCUCUAUAUGUAUGAUAUAUAUAAUAUAUAUAUUAACACAACAUAUAAAUUUCAUGUUAUAUGAAUACAUUUAUGAGCAAAUUAUUAAAAUAUAUUCGUAUUAUUAUUUCGUGACUAAUAUGUAUAUACAAAAGGUAUAUAUAAAAAAUAUGUUUGGUGGUUUCAUGUGAUAUUUGGUCUUGUUCCAAAGCAAAUUAACUUUUUAAUAUAGUUUCUGUUAGCAAGCUUUGAAUUGCAUAUAAUGAGGAUGUGUGCUCGGAUGUUCAGUCUAGGGUCUUGGAACUUCGAAUGGCCAUAUAUAGACAUCAAACUAAUUACAGCUCAUCAAACUAGAUAGUCGGUGCAAGGGAGAAAGUGAUUAAAAAUUGUAUAUAUUCAUUAGGCUACCAGCCAUUAAGUCUCAUUUGCAGUGGCGGACUUACAGAGGAAGAUGAGGUUGCACCUGACACUCCUUAAAUCUCAAUAAAAAUAAGUUUGGUUGAUAAAACGUUAAGAAAUAGGUAGUUCUGUUGGUAAAAUGCUCUCACUGACACUUCUAAACCAAGGUUCAAAAUUCAUUGGUGACAUUUUUUAUUUAUAUUUUUCAUUUUAAAUAUAAAUUUGACCCAGGUAAAAUUUAUCCUUGGGUCCGCCACUGCUCAUUUGUGCGAUUCGUGUGAUAUGAUGUAAACAUUUGUGGGUUAAUUCCGACAAAGCCACCAUUUCUACUCCUAAACUCCGUUUUAUUUUGAAGCUCUGUGUUUUUACAAACUUGAUUUCCACUUGUUUUUGGUAAACUGUUCUUUACUGAUAGAUAAAAUUUACAGUUUAACAACUAUGCCCAUUUGUAUUUUAUGUUUGUUUAACAAAUUACAUAUAUUUAUAUCGCUGUAUAUAUAAUUGAAUAUAUCUUGUAUUUUUUAUUUUUUAUGAAAGCCAAAAUAAUUCGACCGUAAGACUAUCUUUUACUCUCAUUAAUUUUCAGACUGUAUGACCAUACAAGUCGACCUAGCCUAAAGGCUAAGCAAAUCUAGGAAUCUAAUUUUUCUCCAUUCUAGGUAACCAAACUUAUUAAAGUUUUAACUGGACUAAAUUUGUAUGGGAAUGGUAUAAGGAUAAAAAUACAUCGAAUGUUUAACACUAAAAUAUUACGGAAUCAUUGUCACAGUACACAAACAGGAAACACAACACCAACAUUUUCUUUCCCACAAAAGUAAUCUCCGUAAUUAAAAAAAAAAAAAAAAAAAGAGGAUCACGAUGAAAAGUGAUGGAUUUGUCAUUUGUCUUCAAUGAUGUUCUCAAUUUGGACACAAUCUAAUAGUAGGAAACAUGUCUGAAACAUGUUUUGUGUUAAAGAUUGGCUCCUCCUCCCUUUAGACACUAUGUAACAAUAGUUUCUCUAUAUUAAACGGUACUUUACUCAGUAGUGGUUAAAAUGUUUCAUCAAGUUGUUUCCCAUUUUUAUGGCAUUGGUACAAUCUUCCACUCAAUAAAGUUCUUCAACUAUGGAGUUAUUACAAGAAGUGGGUUUCAUAAUUUGAGAUGCCUUUCUACAAUUUUCCUGCCGCUCUUGAGUUUGUGAAGUGCGAAUUUUAUUAUUUGUAUAGUAAUAUUUUCUUUACGAGCGAAUUUAACAGUGAAUAUCCCAUCUUUAAAGUAUGUCUAUAAGAACAUAGAGACAUCAAAUCUUCUGGAACCCUAAUGAAUCAUAUUUUUAUUUACGGGAUUAUGAUAUUCUCCAAUAAAAUGUACAGUUAAAUGAAAAAAGAAGAAGUUAUUUUAAUGAAUUAAUCCCAAAGUAACUCCAUAUAUCAUAUAUUGCCCGUAUAUGGAGUGUUACUAAUCUAAUAUUUCUAAUUGUUUACCACGCGUUUGAUGUUUAUAUGUACAUAAUUAAAGAAAAUUUUAUACAAUCUUCAUUUUUUCUUCUACGAUUAAGAUGUUUAGUGAAUCUGUGAUGCUCAUUUAGCAACUUGCAAUAGUCCUUAGCCUUCAGUAUGUUGUUUGAUUGGAUUUUACAUAAUAGUGAUAAUACAUUGGAACAUGAUACUUUGACUUAUCACUAAUAUCAACGAUAAAUUCUUGUGCUGACUCCAAAAGGUAAUGAUGAUUAUGAUUGCUGAUUUUUAUGUAUUUACAUAUGUCGACUGUACGCACUACAAUAAAGCAGCUGAUUUGCCAAGGUAAAAUUUAUAAGGGAAGUAGUAUUCCACGCAAAUUCGUGAAAGAUCUCUAAGAAAAUUACAAGUAAAACAUGACCCAUGGCACCUCCCUUGAAUGGAAUCGUCAGGAGAGUUCCAGAAAAAUAUCAAGAGAAUUUUUUUUUUUAAAACGUUACAUUCUGUUUUUUUUGUUUAAACGGAAUGGUCAUAAAGUCAAAUAUAAGUUUAUUUGGGCCGUAAUACAUGCAAACCCAACUUUAACCCAGAAGCUCAUUUGUGUAGAAUUUUUUUUUCACUAUCAAUUAAAAAGCUUAGUUAUGUUGAAAGUUUAUAGGUUAGAUUUAAGAAUUUAACAAAGUAAUAUAAUUAAAAUUACUAAAACCAGAUAAAUUACAUAACAAAUACUAAGAAUAAAAUUUUGUAAAUUUUGAACUCAUAAACAAUUUCUAUGAGUACAAAUAUGUAUAUUUUAAAACAUAAAAAGUCAACAAAAUUGUUAAUAGAUUAGAUUAUCUUAUACAAAAUACAUAAUCUUAUAAUAAACAAAAUUUGACAGAAAUUUUGAAAAGAAAUAAAUCUCGCGCUUUGAAAGCACAUGUCAAAAUCUAAUAUACUAUAUAAAUCUAUGUCAACAUCACUAAAUUUUAAUUAUAUACCAUAUAAAGUGAAUAAAAUAUUUGUUUUGAUUUAUUUACCAGAAACAUGACCGUAAAUAAAUGAAAUGUCUUGGUUUUGAUUUAUGUGCUUACGCUAAUGUAUAUAUUUUUAUCGAUACAAAAUAUUUUUUAAAUAGGUCGUUUUUAAUAUGUUAUUUGAUCCUCAUAAUCCCAGAGAUACAAUUUUUUCAAAUCGAAAUGAUUUUUAAUAUUGGAAGCAUUAUAUAUAUUAUUUAAUUCAGAUUAAAUAUUUUAGUCUUGAUUUUUAUUCCUAAAAAGUUUUUAGUAAAAAAUCAUGACAAGAUUCCAAUCACCUCUUUUUGAGUUUGUUCGAAGAAUGAGAGAUUUAAUUGUUCUUCUCAUUUUUGUUUCUCCCUAAUACCUUAUCUAGCUGUUAUAGUUGUAAAAAUGAGAGAUUUGAACUAUUUAUUAUAAGUUUUCUGGUUUAUCAUUUAAUAAAUCAAACAGCUCUGAAGCCAAUCACAUUGAGUUGUAGAUUGACAUAGUUAACCUUCAGUGCACUUAUAUAUAAUAUAUAGUUAGAGUUGAAGUCUUAGUUUAUACAUAGUUUACAUAUACUAGAAUGGUAAAGUAUUAUAUAUAUAUAUAUAUAUAUAUAUAUAUAUUAUCGGUAUACUCUUAGGUAACUAAACCUCAAAAGUGUAGAUUAAUAAAAUAAGUAAUUUGUUUUAUUGUUCAAAAAAUAGAUAAUUUUUUAGACCGAACUGGUGAAUAUAUACUAGACAUACAUUUAUAUUUUGAGUCUGCACUUAUAUUUGAUAACAGCUUGAUAUAUUAAAUUUGAAAACUAAACUCUGAAUAGAGUUUGCCGGUAAUUUUCUUCAACAUUUUAAUUCUUAGAUAUGUAUCUGGAGUGGAACUAACUUUUACAGGUUUCCAUCUUCUUAAAUUGACACUUAUGUAAUUCACCGAAUUCAUAUAAGAAAUUUAAAAAGAAAUAAAAUCAUAUCACUGACACAGAAAUGAGAACGAAAGCCGAUUUUAUAGGGUAGAAAAUGAAAUCACUUAUUCGGAGUCAAUAGUAAACAAAUCAAUAGCAGAAAACGUAAUCUUCUUUUGUCAUUUUAAAAUUGAUGUUGCCUAUCUUGUUUUUGUGAUUUGUGUUGAUCGUACAAUUUAAUUUUAGUUUGUGCAUAUGAAGUCUUAAAAAUAACUAAAAUGAAUUUUAAUACGUUAAAUUUUCAACGACGAUGAUAUAUGUAAGAGACCAACAUUUGUAUUCAUCAUUUUAUAAUCGAUAAAAUUUGUAGUGUUGGAAAAUGUUAAAAUCAUUUAAUGGAUAAACAUUAGUAUAAAUAAUUCGGUCGUUAUCAUCUAGUUUGUUAUAGUAAAGAAGAAAAAAGAGAGACUGAUGUGUUUUAUUCUAUGAGUAAUGAGUAUUUUAUAUAGGAUUACAAUAGUUUGGAAACAAAGUCUAACUUGAAAAAUAAGUAAAGCUUCGAGAACAAGUACAUCUAAGACUCGUUAUAAAUUUAUAAUAUGCAUCACCACAAUAUUCAUAACACUUCCCUUUAAUGUAUAUUAUGCGCGUGAGAUGUUGCCUCGUUAAAAACCUAACCAAAAAAAUCAAAUGGAGAAAACCUUAAAUAAAUUAUUAUUAAUUAUUUAUCUAACCAUAAUUCAAUAAAUAAUAAAACAGGGGGAAAGUGUCUUUUCGAUCCCUAUUAUUCUUGUCGUGCCUUUUUAUACCCAAACAAAAAUACUGACUGUUAAUAAAUUUUAGGUAAAAAUUAAAGAUGCCAUCUUAUGUGUAAUAAAAAAAAUCCUCUAAAACGUCAAACAUACAAAAUGGAGGAAGGAUUAUAUAUAAUUAUGAUAAAUCAAAAUAUAAAUAUAAUCAAAAUUAUUUUUGUGUAUGUCUUUUGGUUUUAAUAGGUGACCUUCUAGAACUGUUCAUACAAAAAAAAAUUAUUUUUAUUUUUUAUACAAAAUAUCAUUGAUUCUUUGUCUAACUACAACUCG